This is a messenger RNA of Morus notabilis, 1841 nucleotides long. Its product is annotated as UDP-glucose flavonoid 3-O-glucosyltransferase 7. Gene Ontology annotation, molecular function: UDP-glycosyltransferase activity. The record is from RefSeq and is a predicted model, not a curated record. NCBI's taxonomy places the organism in Eukaryota, Viridiplantae, Streptophyta, Magnoliopsida, Rosales, Moraceae. The coding region runs from base 138 to 1601 and encodes 487 amino acids. The transcript has a single exon.
UGAAAGAGAUAUAGCAUUUACCCCAAUUUUUCUAACUCAUUUCAAUUAUCAACUAAUCAAAAUCCUAAGCCCAGCGAACCGUUCACCUCCUUCAUUGUGGGUGUGCCCAUCAAUAAUUCACUAUUAACAAAGCCUAAAUGGAAACCAGUCCAAUAUCCCAUAAGCUUCACAUCUUCUUCUUACCCUUGAUGAUCCAAGGCCACACCAUACCAAUCAUAAACAUGGCCAAACUCUUCGCUUUGCGGGGUCUAAAAUCAACCAUCGCCACGACCUCCGCAAAUGCGCGACUCCACUCAAAAACAAUCCGAAACAGCCAAAACAUGGGACUGGAUAUUAGUCUUCUUGUCAUCAAAUUUCCGGAUAUGGAACAAACUGCAUCUCGUGAAGCCAGCAGUUCCACGAGAGAUACGCUGCGGAAAUUCAUCGAAUCCACCGCGGCGCUCGAUGAACAGCUCGAGCAGCUGCUCAAGGAACACCGUCCGGAUUGCCUUGUGGCAGACGCGUUCUUCACUUGGGCUACGGAUGUGGCGGCGAAGUUCAAGAUUCCUAGAGUUGUCUUCCAUGGCACCGGGUUUUUCCCUCUGUGCGCUAUAAUGAGCGUGUUAAUGCAUGAGCCUCACGAGAAGGUGGAGUCAGAUUCAGAGCCUUUCACAAUUCCAAAUCUCCCGGACGAGGUAAGGUUGUCGCGGAAGCAACUGCCGCCUUAUGUCAAGCAAAACGCCGAAUCGCCGUUUACUAAGUCAUACAGAGAAGCGAAAGAGGCUGAGCUGAAGUGCUUUGGGGUGGUUGUGAACAGCUUCUACGAGCUUGAACGGGACUAUGCUGAUCAUUACAGGAGGGUUCUUGGAAGGAAGGCGUGGCAUAUAGGUCCGGUUUCGCUAUGCGAUAAAAUCAAAGCAAAAGAAAAAAUCGGAAUUGAUCAAGCUGCCUCCAUUGACGACUAUGAAUGCUUGAAGUGGCUUAACUCGAAGAGACCCAACUCCGUUGUUUAUGUAUGUUUUGGAAGCAUGGCAAGCUUUGGCGAUGCGCAAUUAACAGAGAUUGCGAUGGGACUCGAGACUUCGGGGAAGCAAUUCAUUUGGGUUGUGAAGAAUGAGAAGAAGCAAGAAGGGGUGGGGAGAGAAGAGUGGUUGCCGCAAGGAUUUGAAGAGAGAAUUGAAGGGAAAGGACUAAUUAUAAGAGGUUGGGCACCACAAGGGAUGAUUCUCGAACAUGAGGCGAUCGGAGGAUUCGUGACACACUGUGGUUGGAACUCGUUGCUGGAAGCGGUGUGUGCCGGGGUGCCAAUGUUGACAUGGCCGAUGUUUUCCGAGCAGUUUUACAAUGAGAAGUUUGUUACUGAAAUACUUGGGAUCGGGGUUGGGGUUGGAGCUCAAGAAUGGGCACUUGUAGUGGAGGAUAGUGCAGUGAAGCGGGAAGCCAUAGAAAAUGGGGUGAAAAGGAUUAUGGAUGGAGAAGAAGCAGAGAAAAUGAGAAGCAGAGCCAGUGUGCUUAGCGAAAUGGCGAGCCGGGCUUUUGAAGAAGGUGGAUCUUCUUACUCCAAUUUCGAUGCCUUUAUUAAAGAACUGAGGCUGCAUAGAGUAGAACCGCUUGAGAACUAGUUGCUUUAGCUGUCCUACCAAUGUAAAGAAGUCCUUGUUUUGGAACCAAUAAUGGAGAGUAGUUUGGGACUCUUUAGGAUAACAUAUAGUUCUAACAAUGAAACUGAGAUUGAAGUUUUUGCUUCAGUCUUAACCAAUGCUGAAAUCCAUAAACAAGCUUUAUCUUACUAGUUUGAAACUAAUAUACGUAAAUUGUAAAACUUUAAAACUACUGCCGAAAAGGAAAGCAAAAUGAGAAAG